UCGGAGUACGUCGUGGUUUCAUUAAUGCGUUUAGUUUCAAUAACAGUGUCGAUUGUAAGAAGGAUUGUCGCGAUAAAAUAAGUUAUUGUGGUGAAACAAAGAAGAGUGGUUUGUUAAUAAAAUCAACUGUGUUUUAGUGCAGGAAAUAAUCUAACGGGUUAACAUUUACAAAUGUGUUGAGUUUGUAGUGUUCGAACGGUUUAGAACUAAUAUGUAGAUUUGCGCUUUUAUGUUUAUUGGAAUGUACUCAAUAAUGUGUGAUAAAACACGAUUACAUUAUUUGUGAUUCUUUGAUUUGCUAACGUUAAAUCCGUCUGUGCUUGUUUGAUAUAUUUUAUAGUUUUAGAAGAGAUUAACGAAAUAUGAACAUUUCCAAUUAAUCUGAUAAAAAAAUGUACUGGAUAUUUUGUGUUCGAAAGAAGAUGCCGAAUUAUUGCAACGAUCUAGAUUAACGAGAAUUCGAAAUGAGGUUAUAUCCGUAGUCCAGAUUAACGAAACGUGUAUACCUUAAGUAAGAGAUGUAGUUUUCUAAAGUGGCUGAAUACUAUUAAAGUCAGUGCAUCGUUCAAGAGAUACUCACAAUAAUGGAAAUAAAACGUAUGCUGGUCAAACUCCUAGACUUUAAAAGGACAUGGAUGCUAUUCCUGCUUAUAUUUCUGAGACAUUCAGAUGCCCACGAUUACUACAGGAACAACCCUUCCUCUAUUCCAAGAUUUCUGCCCGUCCCUACGAACAUCACAGUCCACGAGGGUGAGACUGCUCACCUCCGAUGUAGGAUUCAUAAUCUAAGCCCAAAAUUUGUCGUUUGGCGGAAAGCGGAUGAGGAAUCACCUCUUACCCUCGGCAAGACGACCUUCACCCCUGACAAAGACAUCGAGGUCCAGAUUGAAGAAAUCAACCCGCAGGAUGUAGAGAAUGAGGAAAGCAGAUACGAUCUGAUCAUCAAGAACGUAUCUAAGGACCAAGAAGGCACAUACGCGUGUCAAAUCAGCGCAACAAAAAACUACACGUUCAAUAUAACGUUAAAUCUUUUAGAGCCGAUUAAAUAUAUACAAGAGCUUGAAUUGACUGGGACAGAGUACGUAAGCAUAAUGGAAGACAUUCGGCUCGUCUGCAACGCCACUGGUGCUUUAAAGGCCCCGGAUUCUGUGGACUGGUUUUUCGAUGGGGAACCAAUUAGUAAAAUGAAGCCCGGGCGCAUUCUUCAAUUAAACUCGAAACCAAUGCCUGGAAGGUCAUUGAUAAGUGAACUUGUGAUCAAAAACGUCACCACUGAUGACAGAGGGCAUUACGUCUGUCUGUUGACUAAAACGCUUGCACAGGGGUUUAAAGUCCACGUUCUUAAUGACAAAAAGAAUCACAAAGAUCCAAAACGAGAUCUGGAAACGGAGAGGUAUUCAUAUAAUACAGAUCAUGCCCCUUCAGACGCGUUAGAAUCACAUGGUAAAAAUGACGCACUUGCAGUUUAUUGGAGCACUAGCUUGCAAACGUCACUUACGACAGCAACAUUAUUCUGGACGAUAACCUCAUCAUAGCAAUAGGUUUCCCAGACCUUAACAAAUGAAGAUAUAUGUUAGACCUGCAUGCGGAUACAUAUUGAUAUUACUGUGUUCGAAAUAGAGAGGUGAAGACUCUUUGAAUAGCGAUAUUAUUUUUUCGUAGGCAACAAUUGCUAUGAUUUUCGCUUAAUAUUUUAAUUAGAGUAAAAUAAAAUAUGCUAAAUAACGGACAAAAUUGUAGGUCUGCUUUACAAACACGUCUCAAAACAGUACCGGUAUUUAGAUACCUUUAUUGAGUUCAUCUAAAGCAUUUUGAACCUUAAUGAUUUAGGCGAAUGCCUAGCGCAAUAAAGCCAUUUUCAGCCUGUUUACAUUACCUUUUUUAAAUGUUGUGUAGCCUUUAAUCAUUUGUUUCUUAGAACACAAACAUAGAAGUUGAACACGGAUGUAUAUCAUCAUGUAAAUUACAAUGUUCACCUUCGUAUCGUGAAAUUCAUUUUAGAACAACGCCGCGACCAUAUUGCUUUUUCAAACAACAUUUGACAAUUUUUCUAUGAAAAGAGCCGUAAAUAAAAGUAUCCACCAAUGGUAUUUUUAUGUUGACGAUUAACGACCUAUUAGCAAAAAGCAAUCACCGACAAUUGUUCAAAGUUGGUACUAAUUUGACAUCAUUUCAAGAUAAUUGUUUCAUUCAUGUUGUUCUAAUUUAAAGUUAUUGGUCCAAGGGCAACGAAUGGUUUGUACUUACUAGAAUGUAUGCUUAAUAUAAAACAUAAUUAAACAGGGUGCGUCCAAUAUUGAAUGUGUUCUUUUAAUUACUAUUACUUAUGCUAAAAUAAUUGUCGAAUUCCGAUGUCUUUUGUACGUUUUCUUUAACGAAUAUGAUCACAUUUAGUUGUUAUUGUUUUGUAUAGUUUUACAAUUUUUGUAAAUACGGG
Messenger RNA from Dreissena polymorpha, 2437 nucleotides. RefSeq names its product neural cell adhesion molecule 1-like. Gene Ontology annotation, cellular component: neuron projection membrane. The transcript has 8 exons. Bases 585 to 1535 code for a protein of 316 amino acids. Gene Ontology annotation, biological process: synapse organization. The record is from RefSeq and is a predicted model, not a curated record. Lineage: Eukaryota; Metazoa; Mollusca; Bivalvia; Myida; Dreissenidae.